AUGGCUGGUGCACCACCUACACAAAGGAUGUCAUGCUGUGAUCAGGUCCAGAAGCGCAAGGAGGAGAAAGGCUCCUUCUAUUCUUGUUUGUUUGCAUUUUUCUGCUGCUGUUGCUGCUAUAAGACUUGUGAACCUUGCUUAAACGGCGUCUGCUGUUGCUGCCCUUAG
This is a messenger RNA of Prunus armeniaca (apricot), 168 nucleotides long. The record is from the annotation of a GenBank genome assembly. Lineage: Eukaryota; Viridiplantae; Streptophyta; Magnoliopsida; Rosales; Rosaceae.